AUGCAUCUACUCAUCACAAGACCACCAUCGCUGCUGCUUCUGCCACUUCUGCCUCCCACCAGCCCCCAUCCAAGAACAACAAGAGUAAACUAUGGACUGAUGAACAGCAAAAGAACACACAAGGUGAAGGCUCAAAACUUCAAGGAUUGGAUCUGGCAAAAAGUGCUGGUAGCAGUCAACAAGAUGCACCCUGUAGGAGAUCCAAAACAUUGUCAUCUCAUUAGCUGCAUUGAUAAGUAUGCUACUCUGAAACUUAAUUGGAGGGUGUGGAAGGGACUUCAAUACCUCUUGGGUAUCCCCCUUGAUGAGGCAACUGGUUUCAGCAUGAGUGUCAGCUCCGCUGCACUCAAGAACCUCAAGGAGGACCAGCCAACUGAUUGCCAUAUCUAUCUACCAGGGAAAUUCCACUUCACCACCGACACCACCUCUUCUACAACUGCCGCCAACACUCCUCACACCACUGUUUCUCCUCAUGUCACUACUUCCAACACCAAUGCUACUGGUACCUUGGUGACCACUGCCUUCAAUAUGUCUGAUUUGACCUCUGUUCCACCCAUGAAUUAUCAGUGCACUUCCGGCCCUGCAUUGCAGAUUGCUGACCCCAAUAUGAUUCCUCCCUCUGCCCCAUCCUCCUUUGCAAACACACCCAGUGCUGCUGACACAAGUAGCAAUAUCCAUAAGCUUAAGGAGAAGAUCAUGCCUCUCAUCAAUGUCAUUACAGCAUCAUCUCCUGUUUCAAAGAUGGCUGUUGAGCGCUCAGUAGAGAUGUUUAACUUACCUAAGUACAUGUUACCGUCUGAAAACCACUAUUGCCUCAUUCACUUCUUCAGCAAGAACCACAAUGCCGUGGCAGUAUUUGUGGCAACAGGUACUAUUGAUAUGAGCCAGCUAUUACUCAGGGUUGCCCUCAAGGCAGUUGCCAGGAAUCCAGAGCUGUUCAAGUUUGGUUUCAAUUAG
Messenger RNA from Coniophora puteana RWD-64-598 SS2, 957 nucleotides. RefSeq lists its product as uncharacterized. The coding region runs from base 1 to 957 and encodes 318 amino acids. NCBI's taxonomy places the organism in Eukaryota, Fungi, Basidiomycota, Agaricomycetes, Boletales, Coniophoraceae. The transcript has 5 exons. The record is from RefSeq and is a predicted model, not a curated record.